This is a messenger RNA of Phlebotomus argentipes, 4172 nucleotides long. Its product is annotated as probable multidrug resistance-associated protein lethal(2)03659. Gene Ontology annotation, biological process: transmembrane transport. The coding region runs from base 38 to 4036 and encodes 1332 amino acids. The transcript has 7 exons. Lineage: Eukaryota; Metazoa; Arthropoda; Insecta; Diptera; Psychodidae. Gene Ontology annotation, molecular function: ATP hydrolysis activity; ATP binding; ABC-type transporter activity. Gene Ontology annotation, cellular component: membrane. The record is from RefSeq and is a predicted model, not a curated record.
GGUGUUGUUUGUGCAAGAUUACAGUGCAAAGUUCACGAUGGAGGCAAGGAGGCGUCAAUUGCUUCCGAAUCCCGGCAUUCGAGAAAAUUUUUUCUCAUUGCUCACUUUCUAUUGGAGUUACCCAAUUAUCGCGAAGGGAUUUAGAAAAGUUAUACAAGUGCGUGAUUUGUGGCGACCCUGUAAACAACAUCGAUCAGAAGUGAUUGGAAGUGAGCUGGAAACCAAAUGGGAUGACGUUAACAGGGAACGUAUCAACUUUCGCCUCCCAAGGGCCUUGUUAAGGACAUUCAUCAAAGAUUACUGGGCAACAGCUGGUCUAAUGACCUUAUCCAUGUUUAUUGCCCGUCUUGCCAUACCAGUAUAUCUUUAUCGGGCAUUCUCUUACUUUCUUGAUGAAUCGAUUAAAUAUCAAGAUCAAGACGCUAGAUAUUGUGCAUUCGGAUUUCUUGCCAUAGUAAUCGCGAGUAUCAUCGUGAACAAUCACAGCGCCUACUCAAAUUUCUUCACGGGCCUGAAAAUGCAAACGGCUCUUGGAAGUUUAGUCUACAAAAAAGCCCUCCGAUUAUCGAUGUCGUCGUUGAAAUCAAGUACUGUGAAAUGUAUUCAAUAUAGUCUCACUAUGGAUCCCGGCCGUUUGGAUGUGAUGUCAUUCUAUCUCCAUUAUUUAUGGUUGUCUCCCUUGCUGUUCCUUGGACUUGGUUCAGUAAUGUACGUGCAAAUUGGAAAAUGUGUGCUUCCUGGACUUGUGAUAAUUAUUAUGUUGGUGCCAUCUCACGAAAUCAUCAGCAAGUGCUACACUCACUUCUUCGGAAGACUAGAGGCGAAAUCAAGGCUGCGAUAUUUCAAAAUGAAGGAAAUUAUCGACAAUAUUGAGAUAGUUAAAAAACACGCUUUGGUCAAAUAUUUCAUUGGGAUUGUCUCAAAAUUGAGGAAUCAGGAACUGAGAGUCCUUCGCUAUGGCAUUUUUGGGCAUGCCUUUCAUGUGGUGCUGAUGAUCUUUACGUCCAGAAUCGCUUUGCUCGCCACUCUUAUUACUGUAAUAUUGACGAAUAAUCACUUCAAUACCUUGUCAUACGUCAUACAUUUAUACUACUUCGACAUCCUCACGAUCGCCGUUACUCAAAUCUUUACAAGAGCGAUCAAGCAAUUCUGCGAGACGAUAAAAUAUCUCACGGAGGUCGAGGAAUUUCUGGACCUGGAGGAAAUGUCACAUUUGCGUCAGGAUAGAGGAAAGAAAAAGAAAAAGGACGUUCCUUUAGAAUUUGAUGAUAAGUUUCCUGUAGCCUUGAAGAAUGUGACCAGCACCUGGAACAUGUUCCCCAAAGAUGGUUUCAAGCUCAAGAAAAUGACUGUAAAACUUAAGAAAGAUGCACUUGUUUGCAUUAUUGGACCCCCUGAGUGUGGAAAAACUUCUCUGAUUAACACCAUUCUUCAGGAAAUGUGGAUCACUGAAGGACAUGUUGCAGCAAAUGGUCCAUUUGGUUUUGCUCCUCAAGAUCCAUGGAUAUUCUCAUCCACUGUCAGGCAAAACAUUCUCUUUGGCAGUGCUUUGAAUAUGAAAAGGUAUGAAAGUGUCUUGAAAGCAUGUGCUCUACUCCCUCACGUAAAUCAAUUCCCGAGAGGAGAUCUCACAAUAUUAAGCGAAGACGAAACUAUCCUGUCCCUGCAACAGCAGCUCAUCAUCAAUAUAGCCCGAGCAGUCUACAAGAAAUGUGAUGUGUACAUCUUCGAUGACAAUCUCACGGGGCUUAAUACACCAACAUCUCGGUACAUUUUCGAUCGUGUUCUGGGCUCUAAUGGACUGCUAAAGAAAUCUUUGAGAAUCCUCGUCACCAAUGAACUUGAGUACAUCAAUAAGGCAGAUUUUUUGAUUAUCAUGGAUAAAAAUGGAAUUAAAAAUACUGGACAGCCGUCAGAUAUCACUCUGAGUGAAUUGUCCUAUCUUACUCCGGCUGAUGAAGAUAAACGUAGAGAAGAAUUGGAAAGAGAAUACAAAAAACUUACUUUGGCAGACAUAUCUGGAAUUAAGGAGGAAGAUAAGAAAUAUUAUGAAGAGUUGGACAAUGAUGACAUCGAAGAUACAGAGGGAAAUGGAUUUUUCAAUGUGGAGUACUCAUCAGGAAGAUACAACUCCUUCUUUCGAUAUAUUUAUGAAGGAGUUGAUUCAUAUCACCUCAUUUUAGUAAUGGUUGGUUUCCUUCUCGUGUACGCCAUCAUUGUAUUUUCGGAUCUCUGGUUGUCAUUCUGGGCGACUUUGGAAACCGCAAUAACGGAAAGGGAAAUAAUAUGUGCAACAGACAAAUAUUGCAAUAGAGAUUUGCUCAAUUUAUCCAAAAAGUUUACCUUCCACUAUCACGGAUUCUACGACAUUUUUAAGCAAACUCAAAGCAGUAUCAAAGAACAUGUGAAAUUCCUAUUGUAUUUACCGGAAACAGCUCCAUGUGCUGUUGUCUAUUCAAUUGCCAUCGCUGUAGCCUUCAUUUUGUGCGUCAUGAUCAAUAUGUGCUUUUCACAAAUAUGCUUUAAGUCCAGCAAAAGUUUACAUGAAAAGCUCCUCAAUAAGAUGUCAUCAGCCACUUUGUCAUUCUUCUACAGAACCCGAAAAGAAAAGAUCCUAAAACUUUUUGAUCAGGAUAUGAAAGUUAUAGACAGUUUUGUUUCCACGUCUCUACUGGAGACUAUAAAUCUAUUUUUAUGGAUUGGCGGCUGGAUACUGAGCACAUUAUAUGCAAGUUAUGACUUCUCGUGUCCCAUCGUUGGAAUCUUCAUCUUGUACUUCGCAAUGCAAUAUCGACUGUUAAGGACUACAAAGAGACUAGGCCAAAUUGAAGUGAAAAUAAAAAACCGACUAACAAGACACUUGAAUAGUAGCCUGAAAGCUGCCCAUAUAGUCAGAGCAUUCCAAGUUGAGAACGAAGUGUUGGAAGAUUUUUAUAACCUGCAGGAUGUACAUACUUCCACAAUUUCAACAUUCCUCAUAACAACAUCUGCAUAUUCCGUCAUAUUAGAAAUACUUUGCAUGGGUGGAGUUGCCGCAAUUACUAUAAGUUUCUUCUCAGGAAUCAUAGACAUCCCAAAACAUCUUAUGCCCUUCAUUCUCGUACAACUAAUUGGCUUCACGGGAAUGCUGGGGUGGUCACUUAAGCAAACAGCCUCGUCAGCCAGUGAAUUAACUUCAGUUGAUCGGAUCUUAAAAUAUUGUAACGUGCAACAAGAGAUGGAUCCAGAAAAUCCUGAGAAGAUCCGACGAAAUUGGCCGGAGUACGGAAGAAUCGUUUAUAAAAAUGUCUCAGUAGUCUACGAACACGAUUUGUUGGGAAUCCACGAUGUAACAUUCAACUUUAGAGCUCGAGAAAAAAUCGCAAUCGUGGGAGAUAGUGGUUCGGGCAGGACAUCCUUCGUGAAUGCAAUAUAUCGAAUUGGACUCCAAAAAGGAACUGUUGAGAUCGAUAGAACAGAUAUUAGCAAUAUUUCCAUGGAAGACAUCCGCUCAAACAUAAUGACCAUUACUAAAACACCCGCAAUUUUUUCUGGCACCAUUAAGAGCAAUUUGGAUCCUUUUAACGAAUACCAACUCAGUGAUAUACGAUAUGCUCUCGAGGCAGUUCAUCUUGGUGACUUGGAUCUUGAUGAAGAAGUACACGAUGAUGGGGAUAACUUGACUCUUCAGACUUGUCAUCUUCUCACCUUCGCUAGGGCAAUUCUUCGUAAUAACCGUAUUAUCAUUCUGGAUGAAGCAAUGGCAAAUAUGGACCCAGAGACAAUUGAAAUAGUUCAGACAAUUAUCGAGGAAUAUCUGAAUGAAAACACAAUAUUUACCAUCACCGACCAGCUCGAGCAUAUCAUGUACUCCGACAGUGUUUUUGUCCUUAAGCAGGGAAAAAUCAUCGAACAAGGUCUGCCCUAUACUCUUCUACAGAAGAAUAAUGGACAUUUUCGCAAGAUGGUUCAUGCCUACAAAAAAGUUUCCCCGGACGACUUAAUUGCAAUCGCCACUACGAAAGUCCAAAAACACCCUUAUUUGAUAAUUAACUAAAACUAUCACUGUUCUAUUUUACUUGUCUGUACUAAAUUGAUGUGAAAUGAUUAACAGUGUGAUCACUUAAUGUUUUUAAAGCAUCUCGAAAUGCGUAUAAUUGUAUUCUAUGAUUAAUUAAAGUAUAAGAGCAUGA